UGUAAUGUAGCUAGAAAAAUUUGCGAGGAAGAGGGUGGCUAUUUGGCCAUCGUUAAUUCUAUAGCCGAGGCCGACGUGCUUAAAAGUAUUUUUGAAAAGGUUAACCCUGCCGCUAUAACCAAUUCACCGGAGAGUGUCAGAUACGCAGCUAUCGGAUUUCAUGAUCUUUAUCAGGAGAAUGAAUUUAUCACUAUACACGGGGACAACCUGUACAAAGCCGGUUUCACGAAAUGGCUACCUGGGCAACCUGACGAUACUAUCGGUAAGGAGAAUUGCGGCUCGUUGCAUAUUAGCGGAAGACUCAAUGAUAUUAAUUGUCACACCCGAUUUCCAUUUUUUUGCGAAUUACGUUAGUAAUAUUAACAAAAAUUUGAGUUAUACAAUUACGACGAUCAAUUGUGCUUUAACGAUGUGACCUUUACUCGACGAAAAAUAUAAUAAUUUGAAAAUAUAGUUCAUGACUUUUUCUUUUUUUUUCUUUUUUUUUCUUUUUUUUUUUAACAAUACGAAAAUUAAGCGCGCGAACCCUGAAUACUCUAGCGGCGCUGCAGCCGAGGAUCGUUCAAUGUAUUCGCUUAUCGAUAACUUGGAAAUGGCUGGAUGGAUUUUAAUCUACAAGGUCUUAAAAUGUUAGGAAAAAAACUCGCUGCAUUUUCUUAUACCAACAGAAAAUGGCGUUCCAUUAAAAAAAAAAAAACAUGUAACGGGC
Molecule: messenger RNA, 709 nt
Organism: Cephus cinctus (wheat stem sawfly)
Lineage: Eukaryota; Metazoa; Arthropoda; Insecta; Hymenoptera; Cephidae
Product: hemolymph lipopolysaccharide-binding protein-like
Exons: 1
Source: RefSeq, a predicted model, not a curated record